Molecule: messenger RNA, 255 nt
Organism: Eruca vesicaria subsp. sativa (arugula)
Lineage: Eukaryota; Viridiplantae; Streptophyta; Magnoliopsida; Brassicales; Brassicaceae
Source: the annotation of a GenBank genome assembly
AUGACUAUACAACUCUCAACAGCAAAAUCAAUCAUCAAUUUUCAAACACAUGAGAAAUCAAUUGAGCUUGAGAGGAUCUGUUCAUCACCUGAAGAUCUCGAGGUAACAUUUGAAGAGGAAGAAGAAGAAGAAGAAGAAGAAAAGACGAUGGAAAUCAAUGAUUCUUGGAGCGUUGAGAUGACUGCUCCAGCAUCUCUCUUUGAUUUAUCUCCCAAGUUAGAUGUUGAACCUCUGGCUCCUCACCAAACAUGGUGA